Molecule: messenger RNA, 9514 nt
Organism: Monomorium pharaonis (pharaoh ant)
Lineage: Eukaryota; Metazoa; Arthropoda; Insecta; Hymenoptera; Formicidae
Product: probable serine/threonine-protein kinase DDB_G0282963
Exons: 6
Coding region: 1443-5627 (1394 amino acids)
Biological process (GO): negative regulation of transcription by RNA polymerase II
Cellular component (GO): PRC1 complex
Molecular function (GO): promoter-specific chromatin binding
Source: RefSeq, a predicted model, not a curated record
AAGGGAAAGAAGAAAGAGAGGGAGAGCUAAUGAAAAGAGUAAAAAAAGAACAAAAUGGUAAGAGAAAUAGAAAAAGAAACAACCAUAGUUGCGAGAUAAAGGAUGAUCGAGAGACUCGAAGAGGAGAUUGAAAGAAGCUCUCUAUAAAGAGGAGAGGCAAAGAAACGCAAUACUGAGGAGAAAAGGAAAGCGGAGAUACAAAGAAAAAAGAGAAAGACAAGAGCUACUGCUCUUGGUUUGUCGUAGAGAAGAGGAAUAGAGAGACGGCAGAACCGGGAGGGGCUGUGUGACAGAGGGAUAACAUGAAACGGGCGAGGUGCACGGGGACGAAGGGCGAAGUUAGUAACCCCAGCUGGUAACGACUAGCGCAGGAAGGGGACUGGGUGCUGCCGUGAGAGCAGCAAUUCAAUAUGGCUAUGUUAGUGCGAAGUAUGUAUUAUCCGUGAGAGAGAGAGAGAAAGGGGGGGGAGACAGAGAGGGAGAGAAGAAGAGCGGGGGAAAAGGGAAAGCAGGCGAGGAGAUACAGUCAGAGAUGGUGGGAGAAAAAUGAAGGGGGAAUGAGUGAUGUACAACGAGGGACGAGGAAAAAAGAGCUGAACGAACCGGCAGAGUUGGCCACAUUGGAUACGAAGGAUAGGAAAGUGAGACAGACGAUAAUGGUGAAAGCGAGGGGAGGGAAUCGAGAGAGCAAGCGAACGAGUGGAAGAAUAGGGGGAGAUCAGAAGGGUCGGAAAGGACGGGAGGGAGAGAAUUCUGGGAGGAAAGGGCAUCUCCCGCUCCACUCUCCCAUUAGUUUGGUAUGAGACAUCGUUGGUGGAACGUACUGUUGCGCGUGCUCUCUCUUCGCCUAUUCUCGUCAUCUCGCGUUGAGAGUUCGUGGCUGAAGUCGUGCCGUUAGUUUGCGAGUGCGCCACAAAGCGCUGCCCGUCAACACUCGUAAGUUCGUGACCGCCCUACGUUGCCGCCGCAAUUCCUUCGUCCAUUCUCAAGAAGCAACUUCACAAGGUUUUCACCAUUUCCGAGACGGUCGCCUCGUAACGAGGUGCAAACCGACGCGAACAUGGGAUAUCGUUCGGAUCACGGUUGAUUGGUUCGGGAAUGAUGCGUACAACAAAUGGCGAGAUCGCACCAUAACAAGCAAACAUCAUAGACUAGCCACUCUGAACAAAGAAAGACCGCCAAAGCGGGAGGGGGCAAGAAAGAGAGAAAAAGAGAACGAGAACGUAGUAAGAUCCCCAAACGUUUCUGGCCAUCGAUUGUAGUGCGUACGUAUCUUGAUCUUGUCAAUCGAGCAUCGUUACGUCGCGUAAGAAACGUGUCGCCAUUGAUCUGUGCUUCUGUAGAUUCACUCGUGCUCCUGAAUUACGUGUUGGAAGCACGUAGCAUCUCUCUUGCCUUCGCUAGUGGGCUCAUAUAUUUCGCAAUUUACUUACAACGAAGAAAUGGCUAGUAUCGAUAAAAGGAUAUUUUUACGUGAUGUCAAUCCACAUCUAAUCUGUUUACUAUGCCGAGGUUACCUUAUAGAUGCCACAACUGUGGUAGAGUGUUUACACUCCUUUUGUAGAAGUUGCAUCGUGAAAUAUCUUAAUACUGCAGCGCACUGCCCAUCCUGCAAACACACUAUCAACAAAGCGAAGCCAAAUAUCAAAGCUGACAUGACGUUACAAGAGAUCGUAUAUAAAUUGGUGCCUGGCUUAUACCAUAAGGAAAUGCUAAAAAGAAAAGAAUUUUACAAGAAGCAUCCCGAACAUGUGAACUCGGCAACGCCGGAGCAACGUGGCGAGGAUGUAAGUGGACGUUUAAUAUUUAAUCCAGAGGACGUAGUGAGUUUGAGCUUGGAGUACUUAUCACCAGGAGUAGACCCGUUGAUUAUAUUGAACACCAAUGACAUGGAUACAAACAACUCAAACAAUGCGAAUAAUAUUGAUGAUAGUAACAGUAAUAAUAAUAAUAAUAAUAAUAAUAAUAAUAAUAAUAAUAACAAUAAUAAUAAUGGUAAUAGCAGAAGAUAUCUGCAAUGCCCGGCUUUAGUAACUGUUGCACAUCUGAAGAAAUUUAUAGCAAUGAAAUACAGCGUUGAUGUAACGAGAUAUACUAUCGAGAUUUGUCAUCGACGUGCACCCCUUCCCGAAAACUGGACUCUCAUGGACGUUGCUUAUAUUUACGCGUGGAAAAGGGUUUUACCGAUGAGAUUUUUCUAUCGAGUGGCACAAGAGGAACAAAGACUCGAAGCACCGUUGCAUCAAAGGCCAUCGACUCCGGGACUCGGAGCUCGGGACUGUUUGCCACCGAAUGAAAUGCGAAACGAUAGUAACAUAGAGAAUAAUUCUAUUAAUCAUUUGGAAACUUCUAAAGCAGAAAUUAAACUUGCAAAUAAUGUUGAGAUAUUGUCAGCAAAAGAUUUGAACAAAAUUGCUAAUUAUGAGAUAUUCUCAUCCGUUGAUCGCAAGCAAACAACGAAAGUCGAGAAAGAUGAAACAAAAAUGACGAUGACGACUAUAUCGACAACGCCAUCAAUGUUAACAACAACAAAUUCCACGAAAGUGUUGACUACAACAGUGACAACCGUAUCUUCCUCAUCAGGGACAAACAUGACAUGCAAUGAUUCAAAUAAGCAGAUAAAGAGUCCAAUUAAGAUACUAAAGAAUUCGGAUGGAAAAUACGAAGUGCUAAAAAGUCCGUCCAGCGCUAUAACGGAUAUUAGGAGCCCUGGAUCCAAUGAAUGUCCUAAUCCCGAGUUUAGUGUCGUAAAUUCUAAUGGUGUAAAGAUAACGCUGAAACAGUGCUCGCCACCACAGAAUAGUAGCGCAAAAAAACCUAAAGUUAUCAGUAAUGUUUUAUUGCGCUGUGGCCAAAUAGAAAAAGACACAUCACAAUCAUCAAGCGCAUUAAUGAUUCACCAAGUGCAACAAGACAAGAAUAAACUGACUACAAGUCCGAUAUUGUCAGGUAAACAAGAAAAGCAACGGCGUAAAGUAACUUUUAUGGAUCGUUCUCCUACGUCUGAGAAAACUUCUCCUACUACCGGUGUUAGCAUACCGAAAACUGCAUUGAAAAAACCGGUGGAGCAACAGGACAAAAAACAGUUUCUACAGGGUUUUCAAUUAACCGCUAAAGAAUCAAUGCCGGAUAAUAGUAAAUUAAAAUCUCCCGUUCAAGAUAUUAAUGUUGCGAGCACCAUUAAAUCUUUUCAAAAGAGUAAUGUGACACCGAAGAUGGAAGAGUUCUCUAGGAAAGACAUUGACGACAAGAAAACUAACAUUGAAAACUCCAACUCGAACGCGAGUAAUAGUACUACCACGACAAAUCUAAUUACCAAAUGUGUUGUUGGAAUGUCUGUCAACUCACGAACCUAUAUACAUAAAACUGAUGAUAUAGAUGGACGCACAAAUUCAGGAACAAAUCCAACAAACAAUAUAAACAUUACAAGUAGCAACCAUACCGCCAAGACAGACGUGUAUACUUUCUCCAGCGAUCCACCAAUUGUUCCAGCUGGAGCGGUUAAAAGGAAAUGUCCUCCAGGUGUACCAAUCGCCGAGUUGAAACGUCGAAAAACGUCGCAAGUCAUGCAAAAACAAGAAAUUAACAAGAAACAAAACGUUUCUUCAUAUAAUUCUGUUGUUAAUAAGUUACCGCGUACUUCUACAGAACACGGAAUUCCUACAAACAAAACGAUUGAUAUGGUAGGAGAUCACGAUGCUGGAUCGAGUCGUGUGUCCAACGUAAAUAGUAUGAAAGCAUCAACUGGUCCAUUGCUUUCAAACGAUACUAGAGAUCUACUAGUGGACGGCUAUGGUUUAAAUAUUCCGGCAAGUUUGAGCAUAACAUUGACUUCGCCUAAAUCUCCAGGAUCUUCCGGACAAUUUGUUGAACCCAAUGACUCCAGCGAUACUAAAAAAGUCAUAAUGGGUAAAGUAAAUCCCAGCAUUACAUUGAACGAUCGUUCGGUUGAUCCACGUGUAUUAAAAGCUUUGAAGACUGGACAGAUUAAAAUGCCAACUACUCCGUCGAAAGCUAAAUCAACAGGGACAGUAGCAACAGUAGCAAAACAGGCAGUGACGACGGAUCGUAGAGAGACAGUGAAUCAACAACGUACCACAUUAAUUACUAAACGGAAAAAAGAACAUGAAUCGUCCAAGGACAUUCUGGAUUUGAGCGGAACCAAUAAAAAAAUGGACAUACAUCCUUUGAGAAUUCCACAGCCGGUAACGAAACUUAACAAAACUAAUAAAGUUAUGGGAGGCAGAAAUAAUGUGCAACCUGGAGGUAUCUCUGAGCAAGGUCAAGUAGUAACGCUCGUGGGUGGUCACAGAUAUUAUAGAGCGCCACCAGGUUCUUUGACACCCGCCGCUCAUCGUGUUAACGAUAAUUCGCUACCUUUAUCGCCAUCACGCACACCUGUCUAUGCGCCGUCUUUUGGUAACAUCAAUCGAUCAAAUUCGGAUCUCUCAUCUGUCUUUCCGAGCCUACCAAGUCUUUACGCUCUUCAUCAAGCACCGAAUCUUCAACAGUUUCAGAUAGACGCAGCACGGUUGAGAUUGCCGUCACGACCUGCUGCAGAAAGUGAAGCAACAUCUGCAAUUGCAAGUAGUGAUAACGCUAAUUCUAAUAUCAGUAAUAUACCGGGGAAAAGUCAUUUGGCUGCUCAGUGUGCGCCCGUUAAGCCCGCAAGGUCUUCUGUGGCUCCCUUAGCAGUUCCCAUCAACAAACAACAAUCCACUGAAAAAUCCACGAAUAUUGGCAUCAAUCGGACAGAUCCAGUUGACCCAAAUAAGAUUCCAAUUUUUCGUAACAAUGAAGUUUCCGAAGCUACAAAUAAAACUUCUCAGGUCCAAAAGAAAUACUCCUUAAAUAUCGAAAUAAAUAAAUUCUUGUCGCAAAGUGAAUGUGUGAAGAAUAAUGAUCAAACCAAUACUAAUACAGUUAGAGAUUUGAAUACCGAAUCCAAAAAUAAAACGAUAAAUAAUUCGGUGCAACAGCAGGAGCAACAAUAUCGUGAGACAACAAGUCCUAAUAUCGUAUCGUCAACGGCUUCACCGUCACCGCCUCCAGGCAAUAAUAGCAUAAAGGUGAGGAAUGAAAAUAGUACUAACAAUGGUGAUGAUAAUAUCAACAAUAACAAUUCGAACGGAAGUAAUAACACGAUGCCUCGAACGGAAACAAUAACAUUUGAUCAGCCAAAAAGUACUAACUCUGAGAUAACAUGCAGCAAAUCGCCGGAUAGUCCAGAUUCUAGUUCGAUUACAGUAGAAAAUUCAGAGGCGAACAAGAACUUAACGGAUCGGGAGAUGCCGACAGAUGCCCAGUCAUCAGACUCUGCGAAGACCGUAGAAUCGACCAUAAAUCCAGACAACAGUUCCGUAGACGAUUCCAUUACUAUCGACGACAAGAACAAAUUUGUCAAUAAAUCGGAAGCAAGUGAAAUCGCGAAACAAUUAACUUCCGUGCAAAAAAGAUUGCUAGCAGUUUUUCCUUCAACUGAAUGGGCGAACAAUCCUAUAGCUGCUGAACAUCUGGGAAAUUUUUUCAAAAGUUUGAACGCCACUAUAAAGAACGAAGGAUUUACCGAAGAAUCCAAAGUGGAAAAAGUUGAGCAAAAAACCAGUAAUGAUAAUGAAAAUCGGUAAUGACAUUUUCAUUGAAAACUUUUCCAAGAUAAUUUCAAGUGAACGUAACGUCUUAUACAAAACGAUACGUCCAUGUAAUAUUUAAGAUUUACAAAACAACAUGAGUUUAACACAGAAUUUUAUAAUUUUGAAGAGUUAAAAACAGUUUGUUUCUUAGAAAAGUUUCAGUUUUUUUAUCUUGAUUAAUUAUAGACUAGGAGGACUUUGAAUCUUAUCUAAUUAUCUUUUGAUUGAUUAUAAACUGGAAGUUUGAAUCUUAUCUAGUUAUUUCAUACGUAGAAAAUAAUGGUGAGAAGAAUAUGUGACAUGCCGACUACAGAUAAACUUUGAAAUACUACCACGCAAAUCGAAAAAUGCAUAAAAAUUAUUUUUAACUGAAAUGUACAUAGUUAAUUAUAAUUCACACAGUGUGAAAGGAGACUCUUACAGAUGAAAACAAUAUUACAUUAUACGAUAUACGUAUAUUAUAGAAUAUACAAAAUAUUUAGUGUAAAAAAAUAAUAGUCAGUAAACCGAAAAUCUUAUUUUUUCAAAUUUUUAAAAACAAAGUUUUACACAUUAAUCUAUAAACUUUUACACAUUGAUAUAAAGUGAUUUAUACAGACAUACACAUAUUACUAGUCCGUAAACUUGUAACAUUCCGAAAACAAAAAUUCGUUUAUAUUUCAACCUGAGAAUUUUCUUCGCUGCUACACACACACACACACACACGCGCGCGCGCGCAUCAAAAAAUUUUUUUAAUUAGUAAUAACUGAUAUGGUUUAACCCGUAAAACAAGCUUGUAUUGAAUGAGUGAAAAAGUGUUUUGAUGGUUAUUAAAUAGGUCAACGAAACAAUUUUUUCAAUUUUUUAAAAUAGAAGUCACCAUCUUCUAGAGCAGUGAAAUUAUUUUUCUACGCGAGCGAUCAAUUCUUUUUGCACAUUUUUGGUUACAAAAUAUGUUGAAAACCCAGUACAAUUUUUGCACUCACCCAAUAAUUUUUAAGCCAAUAUAUUUUAAACUUUCAGUAUUUGCUACUAUAAUUGUAUGGAUCUUGUAAAACAAUUGGUCCAAUAUACAUCUAUCCAAUUAAUAAUAUACAGUCCAAUCUUUGUAUUCUUAAUAUAUCCUUAAUAACGGGACCAAACUUUCUAUUCUUAACAUUUUCUCUCGGAUUUUAUUAUGACAUGCAAAAAAUGAAAUUACAGAUUCUAUUCGUUUCCUUAUGAUUACAUGUAUGGUUACACCAUUUAUUUGUUAUAAUAACUUAUUUGUAACAUAACUCAAAAAUUGUAACUUUUAAAUUGUUGUAAAAAUAAAAAAAUUCUGAUGAAAAUUUAGUAUACUGAAUAAAGAGCUAAUGAUGAUUUUAUUAAUUAAUCAAUAGAUCAAAUCGUUUAUCCAAAUAAAAUCGUCACAUUACAUUUGCAUAAAAAUAAUAUUACAAAAUUUUAAUUCUUUAAAACAUUCAAACUGAAAAUUUUUUAUAAAACUGAAAAUGUAUUUGAAAAAUAAAAAACAUAUUACAAAAAUAUUACACAUCAAGAUUCAACCUCGGCCACAGUAGGCAUUUCUUUUCUUAUUUAUGUGAUUACACUUAAACAGUCAAAUUUAAAUUAUUUAAAAUUUAAAUUAUUGUUAAAAAAUUUUGUUUCAAAAUUAUUGUAGCAAAUAAAUGACACACAGUCGAUAUAAAUAUAAAAUAAUAAAAGAGCAAUAGGAAAAGAUAUUAAGAAUACGAAGGAACGUGGAGACUGUAAGUAGCAGUGAAUUACAGCUGCUUAUAGUUGUAUAUCAUAGAAAGGUAACAAAAAGCCAAAGGUAGUCCAAGCGGAAGCAAAUUAUAAACCGUAUUCGCAUCUAAUAUUUUGCAUUUUAAUACACAUCAAAAUUAUCUAUAAAAUACAUGUCACACAAUUAUCCUAUAAAUAAAACUUACUAGUUUAUAUUCAAGUACUACAAAACUGAAUAUUUUGAGCAUUUUUGAUCUUCUAUUUUAUAUUUAGUAUUAUCAGACUCUGAUCAGAAUAUAGAUUCAAAUCCGUGGAGCAGACAUUUAAAGAUAGUUAUUGUAAAAUUAAAUAAAUAUUUGCAUAUAUAAAACAACAUUUUUUAGAUAAUGCAUUUUAUAUUAUUCUUAUAUAUCGUAUAAAAUAAAUUUAUGAAGAAUAAGCAUUUUUCAUAGAAUUGCGAAUUUUUAAUAAAAAAAUAUAUUUUAAUAUGUCUUAAGGUUUUAUAAUCUUACUCAAAUAGCAAAAUACUAUCUUUGCUAGCAGAUUAACAGCGAAUUAAUCAAAUUUUGACUGUAGAGCCACAGCCAUUUGUUCGAUUAAUUUACUGAUAACCUGUUGACAAAACUUGCUGUAUCAACAAAAUGAUGGCAGAAAUUGAGCAAGAUCUGCGCGCGUGGGCAAUCUAUGGCAGAUUGAUACAAGAAAUAAAGCUACAAAUUCUGCUCAAUUUAUACCGCCAAUCUAUUGACCGGUAAUCCUAAGAGGCUUUUUGCUCAGUUUCUGACGAUAAUCUGCUGUCACAUCAUGUCAGCAGACUUAUCUACAAAAUACAAAUUUAAUACAGUUCCAAGAAUGGCACCGGGAAUUUGUCACCAAUCUGUGAACGAGUUUAUUACUAACUUUGACAAUUUGCUAUAAAUUUGCUUAUUGGAUACACAGAAAAAAAGUAAUAUAGCCAAUAACAUAUGUAUUGCGAGUUGCCAACUACAUAAAAUACUCAAUACAAUAAUAUUUAUUGUUAAUUCAAGUACAAUGUUGAUACUGCAAUAGCAUAUAUUAUUGAGUAUAUCUGUAGUUGACAGCCCACAACUACAUAUCUUAUUGGAUAUAUUGCAUUUUUUUCAGUGUAGAUAUUACAGACUGUGUGCAUUUUGUUAUCGUCAAAAAUUAGUAACAUACUCCGUUCAAAAUCUACAAGCUUUGCUAUCUGGAUUAUCUAUCUAUAGCUAUUUAUAUUUUAUUAUAUGUAUAUACAUGUCGUACUAUAUAUUUAUGAUUGAUAUAUGAUGCGAAUACAGUUUUUUUAUAUAUGAACACAGAUUUGAAUAAUAUUCUUAAGACACAAAGAAUCUUUCAAUUGCUAUUGUUAGUAUUUUUAUUUUUUAUGUUAUGUUUUACAUAUUAGUUACAUGCGUAAUAUCAGUCAUUGUAUAAUAAUUGUUGCACACGUUAAGCGAUGCAACGUGUUUGUAUUAUAUUAAUUAUUGUAUUAUUAUUUUGGCAUUGUACAUAUUUAUAAUUAUAUAUUAUUAUAUUAUAAAGAGCAAGAGUGCGGAACAAAUUUUUGUCUCGAAAUUCCUAUUAUUUUUUAAUUGGGAAUUGAUUGAAUGGACUAUCUGUAUUUAAAUAUUUUGAAAAAUAAUCUUGUAUUAACAAAAAAAUAUGCAUUAUUCACAAAUAUUUGAUAUGUAAUGAGUGAAAAUGUUAUGAACUUAUUAGAACCGAAUUAUGUUCCUAAUGUACAUUUUCCUCUGAUUUCUAUUUUCAAAUAACAUUCAAAAUAGAAAUAUUGUGCGUUUUAUUUAUCAUUUUAUGUAUUUACAAAUGUAAAGUGAUUAGACAGCAGCGUAUAAAAAUAUUAUAGUUUAUAUAGUAUUCAGUUGGUUCACUUUAUGGCCAUUUUAGCGUAUAUUAAUUUCUAUGUUACAUUUUUUAAAAUAAAUUUUCCUGCAAACUUUUUUUGUAUUUUUUCAAAUCAUUAUAAAUUAUAUUUAAAUUUGAUUCAUCAUAAAUUAUCUAUUUAUGUAUUUGUUUAUUUUACCCAUCUUUUAUUAAAAACUAAAACAACAAUAAUGAGAAUAUCGAGUAAUAAGGUGACCAGUGCAACAAUUUUAUAAUAAAAGAAUACUAUACUCUGUAAUAAUAUACUUUGUAAUAAUAUAAAUUUGACGUUU